Leishmania mexicana MHOM/GT/2001/U1103 is the source of this 2196-nucleotide messenger RNA. RefSeq lists its product as hypothetical. Gene Ontology annotation, molecular function: GTPase activator activity. The record is from RefSeq and is a predicted model, not a curated record. The transcript has a single exon. NCBI's taxonomy places the organism in Eukaryota, Euglenozoa, Kinetoplastea, Trypanosomatida, Trypanosomatidae. The coding region runs from base 1 to 2196 and encodes 731 amino acids.
AUGGCGUCCGUACAGCGGCAGACCAAAGAAGUGCAGGAGCAACAUCAGCGACAGCUACGAGAGCUGCUGAAGCAGCCCGAUAAUGAUGAGUGCAUGGACUGCCGCGCGCGUAACCCGACGUGGGCUAGUGUGAAUCUCGGCAUCUUCAUCUGCAUCCGCUGCAGCGGCCUGCAUCGUCAGCUGGGCGUGCACAUCAGCAAAGUAAAGAGUUGCACGAUGGAUCUCUGGGAGCCGGAGCAGAUCGCCUUCAUGUCAAAGAUGGGCAACAAGCGCGCCAAGCGUACCUUCGAGGCCACCAUUCCGGCCAGCUACGUGAAGCCUGGGGAACGGGAUACCUCAGCGAAGGUAAUGAAGUGGAUUCACCUAAAAUAUGUGCAGAGACGGUACCAUCGGCCAUUUCUUCCGUCUGCGGCGGAUUCCAUCAGCGAAGCUGCCGAUGAUGGCCAAAGGGACGCGAAGGGCGCCAGAGUACAUACAGCUGACGAAGAUCGCCAACGCGUACCACCGGCCACAACACCAAUGCCUGUCAGGGAGACGGUGCCGCUGAUCUCGAACCCGGUCGAAAAGACUCGGGCAGCAGCUCAGGCUUCACAUGCUGCGCUCGACAACAACCCCUCCCCUCGACCCGCGCUCGGCGCUUUGUAUCUGCCAAAGCAGAAGGAAGCGGCCAUCCUCGAUUGGCUGCGCAGCGCCACACCUUGUGUAGUGAUAGAAGAACCCCUUAACACGUCCGCACCGCCAGUGCAGCCGACAUCGGUCGCUAAGGCCGCUGUGCCGAAUAGUGUUUUGUCUCUGACCGGGGUGACGCGCGAGAUGCCGUCGCCGCCCACCUCCGUAACGGUCAUCGUCGCCACCGCAGCGGAAGAACAAGAGACAGCCGCCCCGGCACUGGAAACCAUGCCGGGCGGAGCCGAGGAAAGCGGCGUGAAGGUCAGCCGUCGCCGCAGGUCGAAGCGGACAACCCGGACAAAGACGAUGGCGCCUCCUGUACCGCUCGCUGAGAUGCUUAAAGAUGCUACUGCACCAGUGGAUACGUCGGUGCUUGCCCCGGAGGAUCGCGACCGAGCUGGAGCGGCGAGAACGCCGCUGCCGCGAGAGCCCGCUGACGAUGCUAAACAGCCCACUCAAGUGGCACCGGUAACGGAAACAGGACCUUACGAAGAGUUAGAGGUGCCAGCACGACCACGUCAGCAUCGGCGCAAGCGAACGCCUCUGACGGAGGUGCUUGAGAGCGAUCCGGUCCCACCGAAGCUGUCUUUCCCAGUCUUCUCGGCCUCGCGAGGGUCUUCGCCGCCCGAGCUUCCUUUGGCGCCGUCACCGACGUUGAGGACGGUGCUCGUGGAGCCGCGCCGCUCGUCAACGUGUGCUGUAGACAGUGUAGCACGCAUUUCUCAUCGGCACCGCAAGCAGGGUGGACGAGACCCGGAGAUGCUGCCAGAGUCGCCCGGUCAACCAGCGACGCAAAAGCUGCCCCCUCGUUCUGCCCACGGGCCCCCUUGCGCGCCGUCACGAGCAACUCUCUCAGAAGCGCCGUCGCUGCUAUCGGAGAAGCCGAUGCCGCUCACCACCUCUAGUGCCACGGCGCUUGCGGGACCGACAUCGGUUGAGCAGCGUGCACAUUUCGUACCCCGUGUCGUGGAUAUGACGCUCGGCCAACCUGUCGAGACAAUGAACUCAUCCUUCGCUUCGUGUUGGUCGUCGCUCGCUGGUGCGACUCCUCAGACUCCCAUGCGGGCGCCUUUCAUGCGGCCCACCGCAGCAGCAGCGGUGCCCUCCGGCUACGGCGCAUGGCAGACACAUCGGCCGAAACAGGUCUUGAGCAAGCCGUAUUUUCUCUGCAGCUCGCGACGAGCACUCCUGUCGCCGCCGGUGCCGGAUGAGGACCAGUAUGUUCCGCAGCAGGGCAUUCGGUCGUCUGAGCCUUCCUACUCUGAGAAGCUGCAACAGCACCCGCCAACGUCUAUGAAGUGGACGGCAACACCGUCAAACUCAUCCUUUACCCGCCUUCGAGGCUCACUCUUGUCGCCCAUAGCUGAGGAGGGCAGCGCGACGCAGCGGACGCCAUCAACGCCGUUCUAUCCGUCAUCCGCACACAAAACCGGGACAUUGAAGAACGUGCUGCAGAUGCAACGACGCCUGGAGGAGCAGCUGCGUGUCCUGAAGGAGCGGUUCCGGCGGAACUCCUAUCCCAAAUAG